Molecule: messenger RNA, 912 nt
Organism: Pelobates cultripes (western spadefoot toad)
Lineage: Eukaryota; Metazoa; Chordata; Amphibia; Anura; Pelobatidae
Source: the annotation of a GenBank genome assembly
AUGCCAGACUACUGGUCGGACGAUGCGCUCCACUCCAUCAGGGCAGAACUCUCCCGGAUCGGGAGCAACAUGCUCACUAAAGCGGACACCGGGGCCCUAGUGCGGGAAAUACGGGAGGAGGUCUGGGAGGACCUACUGAGCCUCUGCACAGAUCUCACAGCCCUGGAAGCGAGAAUGGACUCAGUGGAGGCGGAGGCGCGAAUCUGCUGCCAGCAACAUCGGGCGGCAGAGACGGCGGCUACCUGGCAAGGGAACAUGCUGCUGAUACUAAGGCGCCAGGUGGGGGACCUAGAGAACCGCAGCAGGAGGCACAAUAUUCGAAUCCGAGGCCUCCCAGAGCCAGACACAGAACCCCUGGCAGUCUCCCUGUUGCAACUUUUCCGCCAGAUCCUUGGCCUGGACGCACCGCCUGACAUCCGCCUCGACCGGGCCCACCGAGCACUGGGGCAGGCCAGACCGGACGGCAGACCCAGGGACGUGGUGUGCUGCUUCCAUUCCUUCCCGCUAAAGGAGCAGGUCAUGACAGCGGCCCGGAAAAUGCUGACCAUCAAAUUUCAAGGAGCGGACCUGGCACUCUUCCAAGACCACUCAGGCCUCACGCUGGACGCCAGAAGGGCACUGCGGCCCAUCACCACUGCUCUUCGUGAUAAGGGGAUACCCUAUAAAUGGGGGUUCCCCUUCAGCCUCCAGGCACGGCAGGGCUCCACCUGGCACACUCUCAGGAUGCCUGAUGACACCCCGAGAUUCCUCUGGGCGCUCCACCUUCCACCCACGAGAAUCUGCAACUGGCUCCUGGAGGAGCCCACGGGUCCCAGAAGGGGAGAGGACGCGGGCCUGCAGCCCUCCACCACCAGCCUGAGCCGGAUGUCUCCGCCGCGACGCUGGGGAGGACCAGCGGGAGCAGAGGAGUGA